CAAUGUCACAAAGACCACCUGUCCCAUAAAGUAUUAUUAACAUCUAUAUUAUUAGAUUAAGCACCAUAACCAUAAUAAUACCCAUCCGCUCCAUAAUAUGCUCCAUAAUAUGCUCCCUAAUAUGCUCCUUUACCAACUUAUCUUCCAUAGUAAUAUGCUCCUGCUCCUAUUGCACCACUAACAUACAGUGUUGCUAGACCUGUUGCUCCAGUUGUUGCUCAACCAGUUGUUGCUCAACCAGUUGUUGCUCAACCAGUUGUUACUCAACCAGUUAUUGCUUAACCAGUUGUUCAAGCCCCUGUUUUGUAAUAAUCAGUAAUUGCUCAACCAGUUGUUUAAUAAUCAGUUCAUGUAAGUAUUAUCAAAUCUAAAUUUUAAGGCAACAAUUAAAGGAGAAUCAAGAAUUGAAUAUAUUCCUUAUUAAAAAGCUGUUAUGGAAUAUGAAGAAUAAGAAGUUGUUUAAUAUGUUCCAAGAGAAAAGAAAGUCACAGAUUAUUAUGCAGUUGAAUAUUAAACCGAAUAUAUUCCAUAAGUCUUCUAAGAAAAAUAUACAGGUAUUAACUAUAACUAAAUAUCUAGAGUAUGUACCAGUUGACAGAUAUUAAGAAAGAGUUGAAUAUUAUCCAGUUGAAAGAUAAGUUGUUCAUGUAUAAUAUUAUACAUUACACUUUUAGCAAUAAGUUUAACCAGUAGUAUAAUAAGUUGUCUAAUAACCAGUUGUUUAAUAAGUUGUCUAAUAACCAGUUGUUUAAUAAGUCGUUCCUCAACCAGUUGUUUAAUAAGUUGUUCCUUAACCAGUUGUUUAAUAAGUUGUAUAAUAACCUCUCAGUGUUGUUUAACCAGUCUAAACUGUCCCAGUGACAUAUGCACCAUAAUAUGCUGCCCCAAUUGUCUCAUCUAGAGUUAUUCCAUCAUAUCCAUAAUAUCCAUCAUAUCCUUAAUAUCAAUAGGCUCCUUAAUAAUAAUAAGCAUAGCCAUAAUAACCACCAAGAUCUAAUUUGAAUGUUCAUUGAA
Paramecium pentaurelia is the source of this 1014-nucleotide messenger RNA. The record is from the annotation of a GenBank genome assembly. Lineage: Eukaryota; Ciliophora; Oligohymenophorea; Peniculida; Parameciidae.